AUGAAGUUCCAGGCUGUCCUUGUCUUCUUUGCCGGUGCUUUGGCUCUUGCCGCCCCUAUUGAAGAGCGAGACCUCCCUGUUGUUGGAACUCUUGGGUUUGCUAACGUGGCAUUUUUGUCCCUAUCAGAAAUCAGCAAAAGGCGCUCUGGAGGCCUUGUAAAAGGCUUGCCCUUGGCUGGAGGCCUCCUUGGAGGUGGCGCUGUUUUGAAAUCCUAUCUUACAUCGGUGAUAUCAUAUCGCUCUUUGGUGGGUGUCAAACAAAACAAGCAUUUGCUGACAGCAAAAACCGUGACGUAUAGUAAAUCAGUGAACGGUAUCAUGAGUGACUUUGCCGGAAAAGUCAUGGAUUCCAGGGCUUCUCUUCUUGUUAUACCUUUUUUUAGUGUCUAUGGUGAAUUGCUUAAACAUUCUGCAAUGUGGAAACUGGCCAAGUCGGAAUUCUGGUAA
This is a messenger RNA of Trichophyton benhamiae CBS 112371, 447 nucleotides long. RefSeq lists its product as uncharacterized. The record is from RefSeq and is a predicted model, not a curated record. The coding region runs from base 1 to 447 and encodes 148 amino acids. Lineage: Eukaryota; Fungi; Ascomycota; Eurotiomycetes; Onygenales; Arthrodermataceae. The transcript is spliced from 4 exons.